CGCACGAGUUAACCUCGAAACCACUCCGCUCCCGCUUUCAAAAUGGCGGCGUUUGAUUCUGGACUUCCAUGAUUCUUUAUUUCAUCUGCGCACUUACUGAUAUUUCUGUGUAAGUGCUACAACCAAGCGCUCAACGAAUGCCAAGUCGAUGGCAGACGACAUAAUACAGCUGAUACCGCGGCCGCAACAAGUUGACGACGACGAAGAGAACAAUACGACGUCUCCAAUGGAUGUCUCGUACGACAUUUCGCUGCCCGCCCAGCACACAUACCUCGGAGAUGACAUGGAAGAUUUGACAGGGAGAACUGUCUUCGAGGAAGACAGCAUCCACACCGUUCCUGUUCUAACCUCGCAUGAUGUCAUUCUCGUCCCCGGCCAAAUCCUUCCGCUUCAAAUUUUUCGUCCUCUGGAAAUAUCUAUGAUGCGUCGUAUCAUCGAAGAAGAUAGAACGUUUGGCAUUAUUGCCGAUGGAAUCACAGCACGAGCGAAUCAGAACAGAAAACCCGUACUGGGUACUACGGCAGAAGUCAGAUCCUACAAAGAAGAAACGGACGAUUUAUCGGGUGUGUCAACUUUAGUUGUCAAAGCCGAAGGAAGGCAGCGGUUUAACCUACUCUCGUCACGCCGUAGGACAGACGGAAUUUUGACCGCGGAAAUCAAAAUACUUCCUGACGACCCCACGCCAGAUGUCGGUGAAGUCGCCAGGCUCCAGUGUCUAAACCGCUUCCAGAGACCGUCCGAAAUUAACAUGAGUCGUAAUCUCGGGCGGUACGGCUUUGCCCCGCUGACACGGUGGCCAGCGUGGGUGUACCUACAGUACGACGCCGAAGUUCUCGUGAACAGAAUAAAGAGUGAACUUAGCGAAUGGACAGAGAACUUCUCAACUCUACGAUUUCCUGAGGACCCAGGAAAGUUUUCGUACUGGGUGGCUGGAAGUUUACUACUGGACGAUGAAGUCAGACUAGAAAUGCUUUCGUACGACAGCCCGAUACAGAGGUUGCGUUGUGAGUUGGCUAUCUUGCGCGAAUGCGUAGUUCUCACCUGUAAAGAAUGCCGUUCUAAGGUUGCAGACAGGGGGGAUGUAUUCAGCAUGUCGCAGCAAGGCCCUCAGGGGACAUACGUGAACCCUCACGGUUACGUUCACGAGAUGAUUACAGUACGCCGGGCCAAAGGGGUCUAUUGGAAUGGGAGGCCGAGUUCCGAGUACAGUUGGUUUCCCGGCUAUGCCUGGACCAUUCUACAUUGCCGGAGCUGCCAUUGUCACGUGGGUUGGAAGUUUACAGCAGUAGAAAAGAACUUGCUGCCUUUAAAGUUCUGGGGCUUGUGUAGGUCAGCGAUCAAGCCCAGUCGGCUGCCCGUGUCGAGGGGCCAGCAAACGUCGGGCAGAGAUUAGCCCGUAGGUGAUGGAGAUUGCAGCUUGGUGAGAGUCGUUUUUGUUUCCUAGUGAGAAGUCAUAGCCGAGACGCAGACUGUUCCCGAAGGCUAUUUUAACUUAACUCUCUACCACGAUGUAAGAAAAAUAAACCACGUUUCGAGCUUCAAAUAGGGAGAGUGUAGAUACACGAUGCCUAGGGGGCUUGGAUCGGGAGUGCCCCGUCUUGCGCCAGUAACGGACAGGACCGGUGCUAGGGGUGUGCGGGGCCUGAGGCGAAGGCACAUCGCGGGGCCUGUUUCACACCAGCAGUAAUGAAAAGAUAAGAAAUUAUAAGAUUUUUGCAGUGGCAGAGUAUGGGAAAUGGCAGCAGGAGAAAAGGGUGCGAAAUCCUCGGUAUAGCUUGCAGGGUUGGAGGAUUUUUCUGAAAAGUGGGACUUUUUCUCAUCACAUGAUGGAAUGGCACGUAACACAUUCUUCUCUCAUUUCUGUUUUAGUCGAAGAUCGCCCGUGUGAUUAAGUGCAUACUUGAUAUUUAAAAAAAAAGUAAUCCCUGUUUGAGGGCUUUGUGUGCACGCGGCCUAAGGCGGUCACCUUACUUGCCCCCCCCCCCCCCCCCCCCUUAUUGCCGGCCCUGAUAACAGCGAUGCUGCGACAACACAGCUUACGUAGCACAGGCUUUGGCACACUGGAACUUGCAUGUCUUGCAUAAAACUUUACGACCUGAAAGUGUUUUUGGUGAAAGUGUGCAACAUGCAUAACCGUUUGAUGCAUAACAUGCAGUAACACUGUGGCGGAAUUCGUGUCGGUGAUCCGUUCUGCUGCGGUGGUGAGCUUAGCUUAGAGGAAGAUGAUCACGCUGCUGUAAUGUGGAAGAAAUAGCUUAUUCCGAACUGUAAAUCUGUCUGUCACACCAUGUGUAGUAGAUGCCUUUGUUCGAGACAUCGUAUUGUGCUUGAACAAAGACAUCGCGCAAUAUUCGCCAUCUGUCAAAGCUGUCGCCCAAUCUGGCUGAUUGGAGGAUACUUUCUAGCAAGCACGCCUGAUAUGCAGUGCCCAUCACGUCUCUCAUGCUCUCACGUGUGUGUAUGUGUGUGUUUUAACCACCACUGCUGAAUAUGGUCUGUUAUUGAAGACGACAUUGCAGUUGCUUACAACAUCGUGGUACAACAGGAUAAUUUCCCUUUGUCGCCUAUCUUUGCCAUACCCCAGAAAAUACGAUUAACGAAAACAAGAAACCCGAUUUGUUACCAUAGGGGUGCGUUGUGGUGCAUAGUAUUAGUCAUUUAAGCCGUGCAGCUAUGUGAAUGAUGGACAAUUAAAAUUUUUCACAAAAGCACAAGUGCAUCCAAUAUACAGGUGCCUUGACGUGUGGUUCUCAGGAGCUUGAAUUAUUUGAACUAAAACGUGAAUGUAUGAAAGGUGAAUUUACAUGCCCCGAGAGACAGCUGUGUUUGUUAUAUGCCUCAUGCACUUCUUGCACUUCAAGGAAACACAAGGUUUGCCAUACAGAUGUUGCAUAGUAAGCACUUACUGUUCCAUACUAUAUUUAAACAGGUGACUGGUAUAACUAAUAGUAGGCCAGUUCACCCUUAGAGAAACCUCAGGAAACCUGAUGCUGUAACCCUGUGUAUUUUGCACAAAGGUUAAAUUCUUUGUGUGCUGCAAUGUACUUAGCAUUAUGCACAACACCCACAACAACAGUACGUCAGCCUGUCUGAUUUGCGUGGAUUCUCCACGAGACACUGGCAUUGCCAGGAAUGGCUUUUUUUACACUGUGGUUCUUACUUAUCAGCAAAGCAUUUAUGUGGCACAGAGCUUUUUGGGACAACAAAACGAAAGCUCCAGUUGAUAUGUGACAGUGUAACACAGUCGUGGGGAAGGAUAACAGCAUCACAUAGGCUCUCUGUGUCUAUGUGUGUUAUGCUCCUGUUUACCUUGGAGAUGCUAAGCUGUGUGAUGCUACUAUUUCUGGCUAGUUUAAUAAAUCGAGCGUACCGGCAAGCAACACAGUAAACAACAUAAGACUUGACGUUUCGGGUCCCAUACGGGUCCCAUCGUCAGAAGACCCGUAUGGGACCCGAAACGUCAACUCUUAUGUUGUUUACUGUGUUGCUUGCCGGUGCGCCUGAUUUAUAAACAUAUCUACUCCCGGCCUCUGGACUAUAUUCAGAUAUUUCUAGCUAACUGCAGAUAAUAUUUUUAUGGCACGUGCAGACAUGACAUGUCUUUCUCAGAGCUGGCUGUGAUGGGAAGCCCCCAGUAACCAUUAAACAGAAUUCAUGCAUUAUGCACACUGAUCUGGAUGAGUCCUUGUACUUAUGACAGCCCCUGUAGAAGAUGUAUGUUUCUCUGCUGAGUGUGCUUUGCAACUAGUUUUGCUCUGAAAUACUGGAUUCUAUUCGGUACUGGCAGACUGAUGAAUAUUGAACAAAAUUUGAGCCAGGGCUAAAAUUGUAGUGAUAUUUUAAAAUCUUUGGCAAACAUUAGUCUGCAUCUACUUGUUUGUGGCACACUUUAAACUAGCACUGAGAAGCAGUAAAGUUUUUAUUCACGGUAUUAAAACUAAAGCGAGUCAUGCAAAUUGCUGAAUUGAAGUAGCAAAUUAGCACAAUAAUUCAGGUGUAACACAGCUGAAAGUACGGCUGUUUGGUGCAUGAUGACACAUCAAUAAGACAGUUGUGUAGCAGCACAUGAAAGGUGGCGUGUUUACAGUUUCUGCCCACAGUAUCCCACUAACCAAUCUAUAACAAUUAGUAAUUUGUGGCUACAGUGGUAGGUCUGCAGAUUAAUUUUGUCCAUCACAGGCUUCUUUUACUUGCGCCAAAUAUAAACACACAGCACACCAUAUUCAGCGUCACCCAUGGAAGAAGGCUAGCCAGUAGAGAAACAGCAGCAUUUGUUGGGCUCCACGUAAGAACAAAAGGUCCUAACUGUGGUACGCUGCGUGGCUGUUUGUUGCAUUAACGAAUGAGAACACUUUGUGGCAGGUUAUGUACAUCAUUUAGUUCAAGUUAGCCAAAAGUGCAUUGAGUGCAAGUUUUUUUGCUGUCAUAUGGGACGACAUUAUGGGAUUAUUCAUAAAAUUAUACUAUUUGCUACUAAAUAACGUGGUUGUUGACAACCUAGACGGAUACAUCUUUCAUGCCUCGCACAUGAGUAACAUGCAUUGUUUUCACGAUGUAAUGUGAUGAAUAUAACGACGAGCAGAAAGAUGUGUUGUAUUUUGCGCCAUUUUGUUACAUACUUUUUGAAAAUACUGUCAACUCCAUCAUCGUCUAGGUACUGCAUAUAUAUUUUUCGGGGUGACUUUGGUGUCUGUGCUAAAUGGAGCAGCGAUGUGUGAGAAAAACUGUGUUUCAGUGCAUGCAGGAACUUCCCCUCCACGUGGGUGACUUACACACUUAUUUCAGGUCUGCUGCAGAAGUGAAAGCAGUGGUGGAAAAGAUGUAGGACACUUGAGACCGAAAUAAAGAAACAUUUCGCUCACAGCA
Molecule: messenger RNA, 4866 nt
Organism: Ornithodoros turicata
Lineage: Eukaryota; Metazoa; Arthropoda; Arachnida; Ixodida; Argasidae
Gene: ohgt
Product: protein cereblon-like
Exons: 1
Coding region: 149-1393 (414 amino acids)
Biological process (GO): protein ubiquitination
Cellular component (GO): Cul4A-RING E3 ubiquitin ligase complex
Source: RefSeq, a predicted model, not a curated record